UUAAUUUCAUCUCCCAUUACGCAAAGAUGACAACGCUGCAAACGGCUGUCAGAAUGGUUAAAGAAUUUCUUGGUCGCCAAGUUACGUUGUUGGACGUUGUGAGCCAGUACUUGUUUGUUAGGUCCUGUUAACGCCCACUUUAGGUAUUGCUCAUUUUGCGGAGGGGCUGCCCCAUUCAUAGGGCUUGUAGGCAGGCAGGCAGGCAGGCAAAGCGCAGGAGCGGCUAAAAAAAUCCAUCAGCGACGAGUGUGUGAGCCAAAUGAUGGUCUCUCACUGAAAAUAGCAGGCCGGUGUAAACUGCGCUAUCAUUGUGAGCCGUGUCGACAUCGGACCCACUCUCUGCCUAAACCGAAGCUGUCCUCAGGAACGGGAUUUAAAUGUCUUGACUGAAUACUUGGAGGUCCGCUCCCCGUGUUUUAGACCUGCCGCGGAAAUAGACUUCCUUGUUGCCUCUGGUUCCUCACCGCUGCCGCAGACCGGUCAUUCUAUUUGGCUCAUUUAAACCCAGCCUGUCCGUGGACCACUUGGCUCUGGCAUCUGGACACAUCGGAUCUGGUCUAUCGUCGUUGUUUCAACGCAAAACGUGCCUGUGUGUGCUUUUGCUGCCUGUAUAAUGCCGACACAUUUGCGGUUCCGGAGAAGGUCAUUCCUUGGGCUUUUAUUCCUUUUUUCAUUGUCCACCUCCGCAUUGUACUUCAUUUACUCCGCCCCAGGAAUCGUGAAUGAGUAUGUGUUCAUGGUCCAAGCCAGAGGGAUCCAGAUCAGAGAGAACGUGAAGAACAUUGGGGCUCAGGUUCUUGAGCAGGUGGUGAGAGGGGCUUACAGCAUCAAUGGCACAGAUUAUUCAUACGACUUCAACAUGAGCGAGAGCGAUGCUCCUCCCACCACAUACCUCCCUGAGGACUUCACCUACCUCCCCUCCCAGGUUUGCCCCGAGAGGCUGCCUUCCAUGAAGGGCAGGCUGGAGGUGAAUAUGAGCGAGGUUUCUCUGGAGGAGAUGGAGAGAUCCUUGCUGGAGAGAGAGCCCAGCAUGGCCCCUGGAGGCUACUGGAAGCCCAAAGACUGUUUACCUCGUUGGAAGGUGGCAAUCCUAGUCCCGUUCAGGAACCGACAUGAACAUUUACCCAUCCUCCUAAGACAUCUGGUACCAGUGCUGCAGAAACAGAGACUCCAGUUUGCCUUUUAUGUCAUAGAGCAGGGAGGCACAGAGCCAUUCAACAGAGCCAUGCUGUUCAAUGUGGGCUACAAGGAGGCCAUGAAGGACCUGGACUGGGACUGUCUCCUCUUCCACGACGUGGACCACCUCAUGGAGAACGACAGAAACUACUAUGGCUGCACAGACAUGCCUCGACACUUUGCGGUCAAACUCGACAAGUACUCCUACAUCCUUCCAUAUAAUGAGUUCUUCGGUGGUGUCAGUGGCCUGACGGUGAAGCAGUUCAAAAAGAUUAAUGGAUUUCCUAAUGCUUUCUGGGGCUGGGGAGGAGAGGACGAUGACCUCUGGAACAGGGUGCAGUACGCCAACUACUCAGUAAGUAGACCGCACGGAGAUCAGGGACGCUACAUGUCGAUCCCACAUCACCACCGCGGGGAGGUCCAGUUUCUCGGAAGGUAUAGUUUGCUACGCCACUCAAAGGAGAGACAAAAAGUGGAUGGUCUAAACAACCUCAACUACUCCCCCCUAGUGUCCAGGAGGCCUCUCUACACCAACAUCACAGUCAGUUUGAGCAGAAAGCUUGCACCCGUAGCUGACUACUGAUGUGGGCACAGCUGGACUGCAAAAACAUCUGGGAAUCAAAGUCCUCUGGGACAUCAGCCAUAUCUCACCAGUUGCAGCACUGCUUAGGACUUUUAAGUUGGUUGAUAUUUUUUUUUUGCUUUGUUUGUUUUGUUUGUAUGCAAAGAAAGGAGACUCAGAAAUAAGUAUGUUGGAUGAAACAUAAACAGAAUUAAGGAUAAAUGCUGCACUUGCUUGUGCCACAGUCCAUCACUCUUCUCAUCUGGGCUUCUGUAGUCUGCAGUCUCCACAUGCCUUUUGCACCAUUUUGGCCUUCAGCAUUCAUCCAUUCAUUCAUUCAUUUCCUUAUCCAACCCUUCACUAGUGUGCUUGUUUAUGAAAAUAAGCCAUGAUUCACAUGCACAUUAGCGCACACACACAUACACAUGCGCACACACAUUAGCUAUACGUACAUGUGCUGACACGGUCCCCGAGGCUUUGAUUUUUUUUUUUUACUUUACUCUUGCACAUCUUCUUUUAGAAAAAUGCAGUAAGCCUGUGAAAACAUUUUUGCAUGCACACACACGACCACACUUCAACUUAAACCGAGCGGACUCUUGCAGCUGGUUCUGCAGAAGGUAUGCCAAAUCUACAAGUGAAGAGAGUGAGAGAAAAUGCUAUUAAAAAAAAAGAGUGCUUGUUUUCAGUUCUGUAUACUGUAUGUGAAAUCCUAAGUUUAGAGAAUAUUAAUACCUUAAUCAUCUCUGACCAACUAUGUUUUGUCCUGUGAACAUACCAUUUAAAGACUGUGAUGUUUGUGUUGCGUAGUUGCAUUUAACGUUCUGGCUGCCUGCAAGUGGCUGUAUGUUGGAGAGCGACGCUCAUCCUGUUAGCAAUAAGCUGUAAUAUCCGACAGCAGAACUUAGACCUGACUUCCUCACUCCACAGAUGCAAUAGCAUGGGUGCUAGCAUACCCUCAUUGGACUAGAGAGACGGAGUGACUGCGUAUGCAAACCUCACACUCAUCACACCUUUGCCUAAGCAAACAUACCACCCAUUCGGAACCUGUGUGUGUGUCUACGUGCCCGUCUGUGUGUAUACAAGUGAGGGAGAGCUAUGCAAAUGGCCUGUAUGUAUCCUGUUGUCAGUGCAAAGGUCUUAAGGGUGACCUCCCAGACACUUUACCCCUGAAACUGUGACAGACUGACUUUCGAACCUCACUUUGUGUGUGGUGUGUGAGUCCAGACCAGGGAGAGAAAAAAAAACCAUUGCCGUUUUACUUUUAGAUCCCACAUCCUCAAUAUUUACUCACCUUCAUUUUUACGAUAGAGGAAGCAGAGGAAGAGAAUACUUGAUUGCCGUCACUGUCACUGGUGUUUACAGAAGCUUUUGCUUUGUUAUUUUUCAGAUUGUCUAGUGUUUGCAAUAUAGCUAGCCAGCCCUGCUCCACUGUGGGUGCUGGGUAAACUGUAUCUCUACAACCAAUAUAUGGCUGCCUUUAUUUUUUUAAAAGACUCUUCUUUAUCUAGAUGUGGAUAGGGAAAAGCAGAGCUGAAUGCGCAUUGAAGCAACUUGUGAGUAACCCUUGAUUAGCUUUGUUAGCUUGUGGCUUGACAAUUUGCUCAAAUGAAUCAAACUUUGAAGUGUUUAGGUCUUAGCAGACGGUGUGUAGGGUGGCGUGCAGGCAAACAUUGUGCACUGACACAGACUGAGAGCACUCUAACAGAACAUACAAGUUGCUAGGAACCCCCUCCUCUGAUAUUUGUGCUUGACAGUGUUGAUUCUGAGUAAAAAAAAAAAAAUCCCAAUACUGUAAAUGUAAUUCCUUUGUAGAAAAAAAACAACAUACAGACACUUUCUCCUCACUGUCUGUCCUCUGGUCAUGCAGCUACUUCAUUUCACACAGAUCGCCUUGUAUGCAUUUCUUAAGAUGUAUGUUUUGGGGGAUUACAUGGGUGGUUGACAAACUGUUGUGUUCCCACUAUGAAAUAAGAAGUAUAGAGGCUGGACCUCGUUUUAUUUAUUUGAUCUUUUAUGGAUUAUUUUCUGUAAUUGUUCAGUUUUUAUUUUUCUUGCGGUUGAUGUGAUGAUUUAGUAGAUGACAUAUGACAGACUGUGUUAGAUGCACUGAAACUUGUAGUUGUGUGUAUUUCUGUGGGGCUGUGGGGUUCAGGUCUGUGUAAACGGGGUGCUGUUUCAUUUCAUUUCGACACAGACUAAUGAUGAAAUGGAACAGGACCGCUAAACUGGUGUGUGUAAAUCUGCUGAACAGACAUCGGAGGAGGCCAUUUUGUGUGACAACCACAGGAAGAGCAAGACGCCUAUCAGAAAACGCUAGCGGCCCCAGUCUUUCACUGAGCACCUCCUUUUAAUACUAAUUGAUAAUCAAUGGUGCUGACCUUCCAGAGCUCCCUUUAAGGGGUUCUCUCUCUCUCUCACUGGAACCAACUCCUACACCAUAAAGGCUAGAAUCAACAGUCAAAACAUUCCUCAAACUUGUAUGGCUCUUUCAUGUCAUUCCAACCUGUAGUGAUUGUUUUUACGUCCUUGCCAGGCUAUCCUGGCGCCUUUUCAUUCUACCAGGUGAAGCUGAUUUGUGUAUUUAUUUUCCUGCUUCAUCCUCACACACAGUAGCACGUGUUUACCUCUUAGCCAGGCACUCAGGAGGUUCCCAGUGAAAGUCGCGGACAGUAGCGGCAUACGUGUUAAGUUUUCUUUUCCAUGUGUGUUUGAGUGAAAUGGCUUAACCUUUCAUAGGUUUGAUUGUCCUCCAUGUAGAGUUUUUUUGUUUGUUUGUUUGUAUUCAUUCUGUUUUACAGCACUGAUAAGAUUCAUACCUAGGACCUGGUUGUGAACAACUCACAGGUCCAUGUCUUGGACUUGAUACAUACAUGCUACGCUGUACAUUAUCUUUUUUUUUGUUGCGUUGCUUUGAAUUAAAAGCUAGAUGGACACAUAGGAAAAGCCAAUUGAUGAUGUAAGCAACCUUUCAAAAGAAAUAGGCCCUUUUAAAGACCUUUGAGUCCAUUUGUAAGGGAUCUAAACUCCACAUUGUAGAAUGAGUAGCUCCAUCGGCUAACACCAUAAAAAAUCAGAUGUGUUUUUUUGUGACUACACGACAGCUCUGAGCACUAGAUGGCUGAAAACAGGGGCUAGUAUCAGUCAGUGCUUUUCUGCUUUUUAUCCAGAACAGGAAAUGUUAGUUUUCUGUUAAGAGCAUGCUGACAGUCUGUUCCUGUUCUAUUUACUGUAAAAGGUCUCAAUCAAGACCAAAACCAGGCCUGCUGCUCACCCCAAGAGGUUUCAUCCUCUCAUAAUCUCACCUACUCUGAUCCAUUCUGUGCCAGUUUGAAUGAAGGGACCAUUCUUUGGCCGUCUGACAAAACCGGCAGCCUUAAAGCUUCUUAAUUUAUUGCAGUGUUUUUUUUUUUCCACACAAGUUUUUAUUUUUUUUAUAAGCGGAAAAAUAUUUAAAUCGAAAAAAGUGCAUAUCAAGAAAAUGAUCAUUGUAAAUAUUGUUGUGUGUAGUGUUUUAGAAGUUCUAUAGGGUCUUAAAUCACUACAGAAGCUAGCAUAAAGAACAAGGCUUUUUGGAGGGAUUUGGCUGAGGAUGUUAUCGGGUGCCAUUUAAGUGCUAGUGAAGCUUACACAGAGACAUCAACGUUUUUACAUCACCCUGCACAGCCUUCCUUUUUUUCUUGAAAUAAAGAUAUCCCAUGAAUUUUUAACUUCCUCUUACGGUCCCUGAGGUGUUCUGCUCUCCUGAGACCUCCUUGUACCAUGCAUGUUGUAGCCACCGAAGAGACAUAUUACAGCAGACGUGGGCAUCAGUUCUCACAUGUGCGAUCAGUGUCCUUGUUUCUGCCUGUGAUGUCUCUUUGAUAGCGACAGCAGCGUGGGGUAAGGCACAGGUCAGAGGGAAGCACUGCAGGAUAGCGAGUGUCAGCCAAAAACACCAUAUGCUUACAAUGCAACCAAACACAGGCACCCAAAAACCAGCCACACAAUCCACUCUAAAAUCUACACUGAUUAAUUUUUUUGUAUGAAAGCUAACUAUUAAUAAAAAAAAAUAAACAAAAAGAAAACAGAUUGCUAAAUUUAAGAUAUAUCUUCUCUGAUUGUAAGGAGAGAAACUCUCCUUGAAUUGAAGCCAUUUGAAGCCACUUGUCGAAACUUGAUGUCAGCCUUAUGUGAAUCCGUUUGUGUAUCGGCAUAUUAUCUUUUGAUUAUUGAAAUUUGUAUGAUGGAGAUUUUUCUUUUAUACCAUCAUUGUUAUUGUCAAAGUACACCAAUAAAAUGAGACUUGUAAAGAUA
This is a messenger RNA of Notolabrus celidotus (New Zealand spotty), 6031 nucleotides long. It is a transcript of the gene b4galt5, whose product is annotated as UDP-Gal:betaGlcNAc beta 1,4- galactosyltransferase, polypeptide 5. The record is from RefSeq and is a predicted model, not a curated record. Gene Ontology annotation, molecular function: UDP-galactose:glucosylceramide beta-1,4-galactosyltransferase activity. The coding region runs from base 614 to 1759 and encodes 381 amino acids. The transcript is spliced from 9 exons. Gene Ontology annotation, biological process: carbohydrate metabolic process; glycoprotein biosynthetic process. Lineage: Eukaryota; Metazoa; Chordata; Actinopteri; Labriformes; Labridae.